GCAACAAUAGAUGAGGGAGGGAGCACUGAGUCCCACGUGUUCUAGUCAACGCGGAUUCGACGCCCCUCGCUCGCAAUCGCUCCAGUUCACUUUUUUCCCAGCAACUCCGAGCCAAGGAAGAAUGAUCACAUUUAACCGCUCAGCGUCACUCCCAAUAGGUAGAGAACCCGUUCUUGGUCGUGAUGUGGGUACAUCGUUAAUUAAAGGGGUCCCCCGCGGCUCUCUGUAACUGUCACCUGCAGUUGAACCCCAAUUUGUAUAUUUAUUUAUUUUAUUCAACGGUGUUGCUCCAUGCAAAUCCCGGGGACUAUGUGAGCAUCAUGCUGGCGGUGCGAUGCCUGGUGUUCGCUGCAGUGAGUGCGCGGUUUGCCGUGACAGGCUGGAGCAGCUCGGUAAGCAAUCGAGGAGACGGAGAGACGUGGGAAUGGCAGCCUUCGGAGGAGCAGGGGGACCGGGGACCUGCUGUGGAGGAAGUCACUCAGCCUAAGCGGCUCCUGCAACAGAUCGACUCGGAGGGAGAGUUGGUUCACCUCCAUCUGGACACUCGAGUCAAGAACCACACCGAGGGAGCACAGCCUGUCCAUCUAGCCCAGAGCAGUUUCCUGGUGGAAGCCUUUGGCAAGUCUUUCAUCCUGGACUUGGUGCUGAACCACAAUCUCCUGUCUUCGGAUUAUGUGGAGCGGCACUUUGACGACGAAGGGAGGCCGUCUCAAAACAUGGGAGGGGAACACUGUUACUACCACGGGCGACUACGGGGGGUACCAGGCUCGUGGGUUGCUCUCUCUACCUGCCAUGGAUUACGUGGGAUGUUUUCCGAUGGGAACUUCUCCUAUGGGAUCGAGCCUGUUCUCAAUACCGGUGGGGAGAAGCAGAAUGAUCACGUGGUGUAUCGAAUGGCUGACCUGGACCUGCUACUGUCACUACAAUGUCCAGGUUGCUCAUUGAUCAGCAGUGACACUGAAGGGAACUCUGUAAAUGACAGUGACCCUGCUGGUGAUGAUGGUAUCUUGUCGGAGCCGGAGGAGCCCAUCUUCACAGAGGAAGGGUUGAGCCGUUCAAAGAGACAGGUCAGACGAGGUCAACGCACAGUCCAGACUGAGACCAAGUACAUCGAGCUGAUGGUGGUGAACGAUCAUGACCUGUUUGUGCAGCUGCGUCGGUCGUCGUCGCAGACGAGGAACUUUGCCAAAGCGGUCGUCAAUAUGGCAGACGCGAUCUACAAGGACCAGCUCAACACGCGGAUCGUGCUGGUCGCCAUGGAGACGUGGUCAUCCCAGAACAUGGUGUCUGUGGGCAAUGACCCCUUGCUGACCCUGAGGGACUUCAUGAAGUACAGGAAGGAGAGCAUCAAAGAGCGCAGCGAUGCCACACACCUCUUCUCGGGGAGGACCUUCCAGAGUAGCCGCAGUGGCACAGCCUACAUUGGGGGUAUCUGUUCCCUCACGCGGGGAGGAGGAGUCAACGAGUACGGCAACGUGGGUCCCAUGGCCAUCACGUUGUGUCAGAGCCUGGGGCAGAACAUUGGCAUGAUGUGGAACAAGGAGCGCCCUACGGCUGGGGACUGCAGGUGUCCCGACCCAUGGCUGGGCUGCAUCAUGGAGGACACCGGCUACUAUCUUCCUAGGAAGUUCUCACGCUGCAGUGUGGAUGAGUACCUUCGCUUUCUCCAGCAGGGUGGGGGCAGCUGCCUCUUCAAUAAGCCCAGCAAGCUGCUGGACUCUCCAGAGUGUGGCAAUGGCUUUGUGGAAGUGGGGGAGGAGUGUGAUUGUGGAUCCCAUGUGGAGUGUGCGCGGAGCGGAGGAGCCUGCUGUAAGAAGUGCACCUUGACCCACGACGCCAUGUGCAGCACUGGCCUCUGCUGUAGAGGUUGCAGGUACGAGCUCAGGGGGGUGACGUGUCGCGAAGUGACCAACGACUGUGACGUCCCGGAGACGUGUCCCGGAGACUCCAGCCAGUGUCCUCAUAAUGUCCACAAACUGGAUGGUUACAUGUGUGAAGCUGGCCAGGGUCGUUGUUUCGGAGGUCGAUGUAAGACCAGAGAUGGACAGUGCAGAGGUCUCUGGGGCCACAACUCAGCCGACCGUUUCUGCUAUGAGAAGCUGAACUCCGAGGGCACAGAGAAGGGCAACUGUGGCCGUGACGCCAGUGGCCAGGGCUGGGUGCAGUGCAACAAGCAGGAUGUGCUCUGUGGGUUCCUGCUGUGUACGAACAUGUCUGCUAAGCCGAGGUUUGGAGAUCUGCAGGGGGACCUCACCAGCCUAACCAUCUACCACCAGAACAGAUACCUGGACUGCCGUGGCGGCCACGCGGUGCUGGAGGAUGGCUCAGACCUGGGCUAUGUGGAGGACGGGACGCCCUGCGGUCCCAACAUGAUGUGCCUGGACCGCCGCUGCCUCCCCGUGCCCACCUUCAACCUCAGCACCUGCCCCGGAUCCAGCAUCUGCUCUCACCAUGGGACCUGCAGUAAUGAGGUGAGGUGUAUUUGUGACACGGACUACACUGGGAAAGACUGCAGCGUCUAUGACCCAAUCCCUGACCCCACCCCUCCAGAGGGCCCUGAGAAAUAUAAGGGUCCCAGUGGCACCAAUAUCAUCAUAGGCUCCAUCGCAGGGGCAAUUCUGUUGGCAGCUAUAGUCCUAGGGGGGACCGGAUGGGGAUUUAAGAACAUCCGAAGAGGAAGAUCUGGAGGGGGAUGAAAACAUCUAUCCAUUUGCUGUCCUGUCUUCCUUGCCCUGUGUCCUAUCCACUUUGAGGAGAGAAAUCAAAAGGGGUCUUCCGUUCUCUUCAACUACAACUCUCACAAUUAUCCCUUUUCCAUUUUCUGUAUUUCCUGUCAAUCUUCCAGCCACAGACGUCUCACCUUUUUUGCCUUCGGUAAAGGUUUAACCUGAAAUACAUUCCCCGAAACCUUGACCGACAAGGGCCCCACAUUGUGUCACACAGAAAUAGAUACAUUUGUGUUUCAUCAUCAUGUUGUGUGUGUCAUAUCCGAAAUGUAUGUUUGUCCCCAUUGACUCUCCGUAGCUUUCUUUUUCUAUAAGGAUGUUAGACCAAGCUGUCCAGGACAUGUAUACUCUUCAUACAAGUGAUUGUACUGAAGUUAAAUCCAUUUUGACUUAGUCUUUCCUGCCAUUUAGACACUUCUACUGGACUAUGGCGCUUUAAAAAAAUAUUUCCUGCGACGAGGGAGGAAGGAUUAUAUUGAUAUCCUAUGUAGGGCUGCUCGUAAGCUUCGAUCUCUAGUUGCAAUUUACUCGUGGGGUCGUUCAACAAGCUGACAAAUACCAUACAGCCUACGACGACCAUGUAAGGAUGUAUGGUCAAAUAAUAAUAAAAACAACAUAUGGGACCCAGCGGGCAAAACUGGUUGAAAUUAUAUAAUUACAACCUGAACAGAAAUGAAAACAACCUGAACAGAAAUGAAAACAACCUGAACAGAAAUGAAAACAACCUGAACAGAAAUGAAAACAACCUGAACAGAAAUGAAAACA
Oncorhynchus gorbuscha (pink salmon) is the source of this 3491-nucleotide messenger RNA. It is a transcript of the gene adam11, whose product is annotated as ADAM metallopeptidase domain 11. Gene Ontology annotation, biological process: proteolysis. Gene Ontology annotation, molecular function: metalloendopeptidase activity. The record is from RefSeq and is a predicted model, not a curated record. Bases 321 to 2696 code for a protein of 791 amino acids. Lineage: Eukaryota; Metazoa; Chordata; Actinopteri; Salmoniformes; Salmonidae. The transcript is spliced from 27 exons.